This is a messenger RNA of Spea bombifrons (plains spadefoot toad), 1342 nucleotides long. Its product is annotated as gap junction alpha-4 protein-like. Bases 296 to 1291 code for a protein of 331 amino acids. Gene Ontology annotation, cellular component: connexin complex. Gene Ontology annotation, biological process: cell communication. The record is from RefSeq and is a predicted model, not a curated record. The transcript has a single exon. NCBI's taxonomy places the organism in Eukaryota, Metazoa, Chordata, Amphibia, Anura, Pelobatidae.
GCUUUAAAUAUCUGAAGUUAUACGGCCCUUUUCAGUGUUACCAAGCGAAGCCAAAAGCUUAACACAAGCCAUGCUAACAUAUACCAGACAUUAACACUAGCUUGCAUCUGUAGACUGCAGUAUGAAGGGUGGGACUGACUUAUACUAACAUCUGACGUCUAACUGAAUGCCUGAUUCAAGUCAGCUGGAGGAGAAGCAGAUUUUAUCCGUACUGAACACACAAUUAUGAAGGAAUAAGCAGCACUAGCAUUUCACCUUUGUGGUUCUGAAUUGCAGAUAACCGCAUCAAGACAACAUGGGAGACUGGAGCUUCCUUGAAAAGUUGUUGGACCAAGUACAAGAGCAUUCAACACCAGUUGGUAAAGUGUGGCUUAUGGUGCUAUUUAUCUUUCGCCUCUUGAUCUUGAGUCUGGCAAUGGAAUCUGUAUGGGGAGAUGAGCAAUCCGAUUUCGUCUGCAACACUAAACAGCCUGGCUGCCCCAACGUCUGUUAUGACGAGGCCUUCCCCAUCUCCCAUGUCCGAUAUUGGGUACUACAGUUCCUCUUCGUCAGUACUCCCACUCUGCUUUAUCUUGGACAUGUGCUCUACCUAUCUCAGAAAGUGGAAAAACUGAGGCAGGUAGAGAAUGAACUAAGGUCUCUGGAGGGCAAAGUUCAGCAUGUGGAACAUGCUUUAGCUGCCCUAGAGAAGAAACGUCUCAAAUAUUGCAUUCAGGAGGAUGGGUGUGUAAAGAUUAAGGGAUCCUUAAUUUAUACCUAUGCAGCCAGCAUAAUUUUCAAAAGCAUUCUUGAAGCGGCUUUCCUGUUGGGUCAGUGGUACCUCUAUGGCUUUGUGAUGCCUCCAGUCUAUGAGUGCAAAAGGCAUCCAUGUAAACACACAGUAGACUGCUUUGUAUCCAGACCUAUGGAGAAAACAAUUUUUAUUAUUUUUAUGCUAGUGGUGUCUGUUCUUUCCCUGGCACUCAGUUUACUGGAGUUGGCUCUUCUACUUGGUCAAAGGAUUUUCCAGAGAAUAAAGGCAUGUUGCUCAAAAAGGUAUACUAAUGAAGUCAGUAUGUUCCCGGAUGCAACUAAUAAUCCACCAAGUGCUCCUACCCAGGAAAAACCCUGUCUGUACUUUCCAAUUGAAAAUGAUCACCCUCCAUGCCCAGCUUACAAAAUGACAAACGAGCAAAACUGGACCAAUUACAAUACUGAAAAGCAAUUGGCUUUGAGCGUUGAACUUCACAAAAGCUCUUUAUAUAUAUCUGAUCAAUCAAGCUGCUCCUCAUCCAAAAAACAAUAUGUUUAAAACAAACAUAUUGCCUCAGGGAACAACUCCACAACCUGCAAUAGCUGUGUA